CAAGGAGCCGGGAGAGGAUCUGGCAAAUUACACCUUAAUUAUGCAAGCCAGGAGACAGCUGGAGACUACUGUAAUGUUCCCACCAGCUCUGAACCUCCCCUUUUUAUUUCGGGAAGGUGGGGAAGAGGGAAGGAGAAAGCUUCCUAUGAAGUACCCUACCCCUCCAAGAGACGAAAGCCAAUGACCAAUGCACAGACCCGCACAGAGGACCGACUCCCGCACCCUCGCACUUUUUCCCUCUCUCUCGGCUCCUCCAAGAUGACAGGGCGGCGGAAGAAAGGCCGCUGGAAUCAGCUGGCCAAGCGUGAAGGAGAUGAGUCUUUCAUCCUCUCGAGAACUUGCGUCAUGAGGCAGCCAAGUAGGAGACUUUAGCCCUUUCUCUCUUGGUGACUGAGCGGCUUCCCUGGCUCUCGACUCUCCAGCGGGAUUCUUUUCACUAAAGAUGGAAACACUGGAGUCAGAAUUGACCUGCCCAAUCUGCCUCGAGUUGUUCGAAGACCCCCUCCUGCUCCCGUGUGCCCACAGCCUGUGCUUCAGCUGUGCCCACCGCAUCCUGGUGUCCAGCUGCAGCUCCGGAGAGUCCAUCGAGCCCGUCGCCGCUUUCCAGUGCCCCACCUGCCGCCAUGUCAUCUCGCUGAACCACCGGGGCCUCGAGGGCCUCAAGAGGAAUGUGACCCUGCAGAACAUCAUUGACCGCUUCCAGAAGGCCUCUUUGAGUGGGCCCAACUCCCCCAGCGAGAGCCGCCGUGAGCGGACCUUCCGGCCCGGCCCCGCCAUGUCUGGCGAGCGCGUCGCCUGCCAGUUCUGCGAGCAGGACCCCCCGCGUGACGCGGUCAAGACCUGCAUCACCUGCGAGGUGUCCUACUGCGACCGUUGCCUGCGGGCCACCCACCCCAACAAGAAGCCCUUCACCAGCCACCGCCUGGUGGAGCCCGUCCCAGACACGCACCUGCGUGGGCUCACCUGCCUGGAGCACGAGAACGAGAAAGUGAACAUGUACUGCGUGGCGGACGACCAGCUCAUCUGUGCCUUAUGCAAACUGGUGGGGCGGCACAGAGACCACCAAGUGGCCUCCCUGAGUGACCGGUUUGAGAAGCUCAAGCAAACACUGGAGAUGAACCUGAGCAACCUGGUUAAGCGCAAUAGUGAACUAGAAAACCAGAUGGCCAAACUGAUACAGAUCUGUCAGCAGGUUGAGGUGAACACUGCCAUGCACGAGGCCAAGCUGAUGGAAGAGUGCGAUGAGCUGAUGGAGAUCAUCCGGCAGCGGAAGCAGGUGAUCGCCGUCAAAAUCAAAGAGACGAAGGUUAUGAAGCUGAGGAAGUUGGCUCAGCAAGUGGCUAACUGCCGCCAGUGUCUGGAACGUUCCACCGUGCUCAUCAACCAGGCCGAGCAUAUUUUGAAAGAGAACGAUCACGCUCGCUUUCUGCAGACAGCAAAGAACGUGGCUGAGAGGGUCGCCAUGGCAACUGCAUCCUCUCAAGUUCUGAUACCAGAUAUCAAUUUUAAUGACGCCUUUGAAAACUUUGCUUUAGAUUUUUCCAGGGAAAAGAAACUGCUGGAGGGGUUAGAUUACCUAACAGCCCCCAACCCGCCUUCCGUCCGCGAGGAGCUAUGUACGGCUUCUCACGACACCAUCACCGUCCACUGGAUCUCCGAGGAUGAGUUCAGCGUCGGCUCCUAUGAGCUUCAGUACACCAUCUUCACCGGCCAGGCUAACUUCAUCAGCCUAUACAGCUCUAUGGACAGUUGGAUGAUCGUUCCCAACAUCAAGCAGAACCAUUACACGGUGCACGGACUGCAGAGCGGGACCCGCUACAUCUUCCUAGUCAAGGCCAUAAACCAAGCUGGCAGCAGGAACAGCGAGCCUGCCCGCCUGAAAACCAACAGCCAGCCCUUUAAGCUCGACCCCAAGCUGACUCACAAGAAGCUGAAGAUCUCCAACGAUGGGUUGCAGAUGGAGAAGGACGAGAGUUCCCUGAAGAAGAGUCACACGCCGGAGAGGUUCAGCGGCACCGGGUGCUACGGGGCAGCGGGGAACGUCUUCAUCGACAGCGGAUGCCACUACUGGGAGGUCGUCGUGGGCUCUUCCACGUGGUAUGCAGUUGGUGUUGCCUACAAGUCUGCCCCGAAGAACGAAUGGAUCGGCAAGAACGCCUCGUCGUGGGUCUUCUCCCGUUGCAAUAAUAACUUUGUGGUGAGACACAACAACAAAGAGAUGCUAGUAGACGUUCACCCUCAGAUGAAGCGUCUCGGGGUCCUCCUGGAUUACGACAACAACACGUUGUCAUUUUAUGACCCGGCAAAUUCUCUCCACCUUCACACUUUCGACAUUUCCUUCAUCCUCCCUGUGUGUCCCACGUUUACGAUCUGGAACAAAUCCUUGAUGAUCCUGUCAGGCUUGCCUGCCCCAGAUUUCAUAGACUAUCCAGAGCAGCAGGAGUGCAACUGCAGGCCGCAGGAGUCCCCUUACGUAUCAGGGAUGAAAGCCUGCCACUAAGGAGAGCACAUCUCGUUGGUGACACUCCGGGGACAGAGUCGAGAGAAGUCUGGCAUUGGCUAGUGAGGCUGCAAUCUUUCUGGGACUUCUGCAUGGCUAAACCGGGAAGCGAUUCCUGUAGCCGAACGUAUUCCGCUGUGUGAUUUCUUUCCUCUGAACCUCUAAACUGCUCCCUUCUUAAACAAACUUCAGCUAAUUUUUAAGAAAGAGAAUGAACUAAAUAAAAUCCUUUGAAAGCAACACAAA
Messenger RNA from Ornithorhynchus anatinus (platypus), 2746 nucleotides. It is a transcript of the gene MID2, whose product is annotated as midline 2. The transcript is spliced from 12 exons. The coding region runs from base 443 to 2500 and encodes 685 amino acids. The record is from RefSeq and is a predicted model, not a curated record. Lineage: Eukaryota; Metazoa; Chordata; Mammalia; Monotremata; Ornithorhynchidae. Gene Ontology annotation, molecular function: protein binding; zinc ion binding.